AUGCCCUCUGAAUGUAACUUCUAUGGGUUAAAUCGAUUUAUUAUUUUGAAUUCUGACAAUAUCUACGAAUUGGAAGAAUUGUUGCAAAUAAAUUUGGUGUUUGAAGAAAACAACGCAAUAAAAAGAAAUGGGAGCUAUAGUUGUUAUAUAAAAAAUGAUCAAUUCGAAUUGCAUUUUUAUGGUAACAUACAUGAUCAGAGGAUGAUUGUGUCCAGUUGUAACAGUGAUCUUAGUUUAAAUCAACAAUUGUGGAAUCAAUUUUCUCAAUGGUUGAAAGACGAAACAGGUGUAAUAUUAUGGCCAGUAACAUUUGAUAAUAGUGACAUGUUUCAUAUAUUGGAUAAUCUGAUACCAGGUAAAAGUGCUUCGCAAUUUUAUUCAGUAAAAAUAAUGUUUGAAUCUCAAAAGAAGGAUUCAUUAUUAGAUAGAUAUUCAAUUGAGAUUUCAAGCAGCAGUUGUUUGAAUUUGUGGAAUAAAUUCCAAGAAAAUCAGAACCAUAACAGAUUUAACGAUGAUUAUAUAAACAAAUGCAGAUUAUUUUGCAAGUUGAUUGUGGAAUAUAUCGAAAAUAUCAGUGGUUUCUACAUUAUGAAAUUACCCAUAAAACAAAUUUUAUUAAGAAAUUUUAUGACAAUAACAAAUCGUAUUAUUAUAUUAGUUAAUGAAGAUGAUAGUUUGGAUAUUAUGAAUGAGAUAUUGCCAUUCAUCUAUUUACACAAAGUUUUAAGUUAA
Molecule: messenger RNA, 732 nt
Organism: Arxiozyma heterogenica
Lineage: Eukaryota; Fungi; Ascomycota; Saccharomycetes; Saccharomycetales; Saccharomycetaceae
Gene: IML3
Product: Iml3p
Exons: 1
Coding region: 1-732 (243 amino acids)
Source: RefSeq, a predicted model, not a curated record